AUCGGUUUGAUUAUUGUUAUCAAACUCAGUUUUUAUUGCCCGCGAUUCGAUUCAAAACAAUUCUCGUAAUUACAACCUAUGCAUCGCUUGCCUUUGUUACAGUUGUUGGCGAGUGUUCAACUGUGACAAAGCAAGCAGUUAUUUCCUUGUUACUUUUGUAAUGAUAACGUUUGACAUUGGUAAUAUAAUAUGAAGAUUUUAAUCCUUUUUUUGUGUGUUGCUUUUUCGCGGGCGAAAAUUGAAAAAGCGAGAGUAGGGCCAGGAUACGACUGUCCUUAUUGCCAGCCUGAACAGGUCCAUAUUUCCUUUGGAGAGAAGACGAACGAUAUAGUGGCGACAUGGUCGACAUUCAACGACACGGGCGAGAGCCGCGCGCAGUUUGGCGUGGGCCAAAUGGACCAGGAGGCGUCGGGGCGCAGCACGCUCUUUGUGGACGGCGGGCCAGAGCGCCGCGCGCAGUUCAUACAUCGCGUCCUCAUGAAAGAUCUCAAGCAUGACACCACAUAUGUGUACCACGUGGGCUCUGAGUACGGAUGGUCAGAGGAGUUCUGGUUCAAGACUCCGCCGGCCGGCGAGGACUGGGUGGUGCGCGCCGCCAUCUUUGGCGACAUGGGCAACAAAAACGCACACGCAUUGUCGUACUUGCAAGACGAGGCGCAGCGCGGGCACUUCGACCUGAUCAUCCACGUGGGUGACUUCGCGUACGACAUGCACGACGACAACGCGCGCGUCGGUGACCAGUUCAUGCGCCAGGUGCAGCCCCUGGCCGCCCUCGUUCCGUACAUGGCCUGCCCCGGCAACCACGAGGAGGCCUACAAUUUCAGCAACUACCGCGCGCGGUUCUCGAUGCCGGGCGGCGCGGAGAACCUGUACUACAGCUACGACGUGGGGCCCGUCCACUUCGUCUCCAUCUCUACGGAGCCAUACUACUUCUUGCAGUACGGCCUCAAGGUGUUAGAGAACCAGUUCCGCUGGCUGCACCGCGACCUCAGCGAGGCCAACAGGGAGGAGAACAGGCGGCUUCGUCCGUGGAUAGUAAUAUACGGGCACCGGCCCAUGUACUGCAGCAACGAGCACGUGCUCUGCGAGAACAACUACCUGCCCACGCGCGUCGGUCUCCCACUGCUGGGCAUGGGCAUGGAGCCGCUGCUGAAGCAGUACGGGGUGGACCUGGUGGUGUGGGCGCACGAGCACUCCUACGAGCGCCUGUGGCCGGUGUAUGACGAGCAGGUGUACAACGGUUCGCUGCACCAGCCCUACACCAACCCCGGCGCGCCGGUGCACAUAGUGACAGGGUCCGCGGGGUGUCAGGAACGCAUCGACCCCUUCGUCUCCAAGCCGCCGGCGUGGUCCGCCUUCAGGUCCACACACUACGGCUACACGCGCUUCUACGCUCACAACAACACCCACAUACAUAUUGAACAGGUGGACGUGGACCUGAAGGGCGAAGUGAUCGACUCCUUCUGGCUGAUCAAACAUCGCCAUCAUCCCUUCCACAACUUGUAGACUUACCUCCAGCAGGGAGGAGGGGGACUUAGGAAUAACUUAUAUAAGUCGCAGACAGUUUGCGGAAACGAGAAAGAUGGUCGACGUCUCAUAACUGUGGUCAAUUAUAUUUGCGAAGAAGUUUGUCAGAAUAUUGAUAAUAUGCACAGACAUAUUAUUAUGUCCAUAUUUGUAAAGCAAGUACAAAAUACGUCUUAAUAUACCAAAUAUUAAUUAAAAAUAUCGACAAAUUGCAGUAGAAUAUAUGCAAUGUUUUUUUAAUAAUUAACUAAACAUAUCCUUAGUAUUAGUUAAGGUGCAAUUAAUUAGAGAUCAGCAAAUGUAAAUGAAAGAGAUAAUAUUUG
Messenger RNA from Papilio xuthus (Asian swallowtail), 1850 nucleotides. Its product is annotated as iron/zinc purple acid phosphatase-like protein. Gene Ontology annotation, molecular function: acid phosphatase activity; metal ion binding. Lineage: Eukaryota; Metazoa; Arthropoda; Insecta; Lepidoptera; Papilionidae. The coding region runs from base 190 to 1506 and encodes 438 amino acids. The transcript has 10 exons. The record is from RefSeq and is a predicted model, not a curated record.